AUGGGGACCCCCUCCCCGCGGAUGGUGCUGCUGCCACUGACAGGGCUGACAGCUCCCCAGGCAACAUUCGGGCGGCCCAACUUCAUCGUCAUCCUGGCAGAUGAUGUGGGCUGGGGGGACCUGGGGGCCAACUGGGCAGAGACGAAGGAGACCCCACAUCUGGAUGAGUUGGCUGCUGAAGGCACAAGGUUUGUGGAUUUCCACUCGGCUGCAUCCACUUGCUCCCCAUCCCGUGCCUCGCUGCUCACGGGGCGCCUCGGCGCACGCAACGGGGUGACCCACAACUUCGCCGUCACGUCGGUCGGCGGCCUCCCCCUCAACGAGACCACCCUGUCUGAGGUCCUGCGGGGGGCUGGGUACAGGACAGGGGCUAUAGGCAAGUGGCACCUGGGACACCACGGCCACCAUCAUCCCAGCUUCCGCGGCUUCGACUACUUCUUCGGGAUCCCCUACAGCCACGACAUGGGAUGCACGGACACCCCCAGCUACAACCUGCCACCCUGCCCGCCCUGCCCGCAGCACGGCACCGCUGCCAGGGUGACAAGAAAGGACUGUUACACGGAGGUGGCCCUUCCUCUCUUGGAGAACACCACCAUCAUCCAGCAGCCCGCCAACCUCAGCAGCCUGGCAGAACGCUACGUGGAGCAGGCGGCGCGGUUCAUCCAGCUGGCGAGGUGAGACGCCGCCCGCCGUCCCG
Eurypyga helias (sunbittern) is the source of this 697-nucleotide messenger RNA. Its product is annotated as arylsulfatase G-like. The record is from RefSeq and is a predicted model, not a curated record. Gene Ontology annotation, molecular function: arylsulfatase activity. Lineage: Eukaryota; Metazoa; Chordata; Aves; Eurypygiformes; Eurypygidae.